AUGGACCAGCCAGGAACAGCCCAGCCGAUACUCUCGACCCCACUCUCAGCAGUCCUGCGCGCCGGAGGCCUCUCGCCCGGCACGAGGUACUCGCCCAGCCCGACGGUCAAGAGUCUCAGGCGGAUCCUCGAGCAGCAGGACCAGAAGACCAGACUGCCCCCGCUCGAGCGCAUCAGGCUGAUCAACUCCCAGUACUCGCUCCUCUUCAACACCGCCCAGCACACCGUCCAUUCGCGCGACUCUUCUGCCGAGUCCUCCGUCAUCCCCCUCGCCGAGCCAGUCCCAGAACAGCCGGACACCCCCACGACUGCGGCCAGUAGGAUUAGACGAUGGUUCAGGCUCACCAGGACCCAGGAUGAUAACAGCAUCCAGCCCGGGCCGCGCUCUGCAACUGCAGAGCUGCAGUCGAUCAUCAGCUAUUCCAACACAGACCCCGCUCCAUUCACCAAACCCAAGUUCCCGCUCGUCCUCUGCCACGGGCUACUCGGCUUCGACGUCCUAGGCCCCGCCGCCCUCGGCCUCUCAUACUUCCGCGGCGUACGCGAAGCUCUCGAAGAAAGAGGCGUCGAAGUCCAUGUGGCCAAAGUCCCAGCCUGUGCAAGCAUCGAGGAAAGAGCAAAGACGCUGGCCCAGUUCAUCGAGAGUAGAUUAGCCGGACGGACGGUCAACCUGAUCGGCCACUCGAUGGGCGGCCUGGACUCGCGGUUCCUGAUCACCCAUCUCCAGCCAACCUCGUUCAAGGUCGCGUCCCUAACAACCAUCGGGACGCCGCACCGGGGGAGUGCGUUUGCGGACUACCUGUUACUCGACGUCUUAGGCCGCCAGCACCUCCCCACCUUCCUCCAGAUCUCCAAGACCUUGGGGCUUCCAGGCGGCGGCCAGGCCUUCGUGGAGCUGACGAGCGAGCAGAUGGCCGCGUUCAACAAGACGACGCCGGACGUCGAGGGCACGGCCUAUUUCUCGUACGGCGCGACGUGCGAGCCGUCGUUUGCGAGCCCGUUCCGGCCGCCCUGGGGCGUCGUCUUCGAGCGCGAAGGCCCCAAUGACGGCCUCGUGUCCGUCGCGUCCGCCCAAUGGGGCACCUAUCUCGGCACGCUCAGGAACGUCAACCAUGCCGAACUGGUCGGAUGGGUCGAGCCGUGGCGGACGUCGAAGAAGCAGCUCGCCACCCUCGUCCCGCUCCACUCAGACGAUGUGCAUCAUCAGGACCAACAGUGCCACCAACACCACCAGACCGACCAGUUCCAGGUCGUCCCUUUCUACCUCCAAGUAGUCGACUCUCUGGCCAAGAAAGGCUUCUAA
Molecule: messenger RNA, 1302 nt
Organism: Puccinia triticina
Lineage: Eukaryota; Fungi; Basidiomycota; Pucciniomycetes; Pucciniales; Pucciniaceae
Exons: 8
Coding region: 1-1302 (433 amino acids)
Molecular function (GO): triacylglycerol lipase activity
Source: RefSeq, a predicted model, not a curated record